Esox lucius (northern pike) is the source of this 2057-nucleotide messenger RNA. Its product is annotated as sister chromatid cohesion protein PDS5 homolog B. The record is from RefSeq and is a predicted model, not a curated record. Gene Ontology annotation, biological process: mitotic sister chromatid cohesion; DNA repair. Gene Ontology annotation, cellular component: nucleus; chromatin. The transcript is spliced from 13 exons. NCBI's taxonomy places the organism in Eukaryota, Metazoa, Chordata, Actinopteri, Esociformes, Esocidae.
GGAUUGGUGCAGCAAUGGACAAAUUGGCGCCAUUUUGAAGCCGAGGGGAGGCUCACAGUGGAUGAGGCAAAGACGAUUGGCUACGAUUCAUCAAAUAAGCUAAAAGCCAGAGGAGAGCAUGGCUCACUCAAAAGGUCGGACCACAGAUGACAAGAUCACUUGUCCGCCUGGGGUGAAAGAAAUCUCUGACAGAAUCUCUAAGGAUGAAAUGGUCCGCAGGCUCAAGAUGGUGGUGAAGACGUUCAUGGACAUGGACAUGGAUCAGGACAGUGAGGAGGAGAAGGAGCUGUACCUUUACCUGGCUCUCCACUUGGCCUCCGACUUCUUCCUAAAGCAUCCAGACAAGGAUGUGCGCCUACUUGUGGCCUGUUGCCUGGCUGACAUCUUCAGGAUCUAUGCCCCCGAUGCACCCUACACAUCCCCAGAUAAACCCAAAGAUAUAUUUAUGUUCAUUACUCGUCAGUUGAAAGGACUGGAGGACACCAAAAGUGCACAAUUUAACAGAUACUUUUACUUACUGGAGAAUAUAGCCUGGGUGAAAUCAUAAAACAUCUGCUUUGAGUUGGAGGACAGUAAUGAUAUCUUCACUCAACUUUACCAGACCCUGUUCCAGGUCAUCAACAAUGGUCACAACCAGAAGGUCCAAAUGCACAUGGUGGACCUGAUGAGCUCCAUUGUGUGUGAGGGGGAUUCUGUCUCCCAGGAGCUGUUGGACACAGUUUUGGUUAACUUGGUCCCAGCCCAUAAGAACUUGAACAAGAAGGCAUACAACCUAGCUAAAGCCCUGCUGAAAAGGACUGCUCAGGCAAUCGAGCCAUACAUCACUAACUUCUUUAACCUGGUGCUGAUGCUGGGUAAGACAUCAGUCAGCGACCUGUCAGAGCACGUUUUCGACCUGAUCCUGGAGCUCUACGACAUUGACAGCCACCUACUCCUUUCCGUGCUCCCACAACUCGAGUUCAAACUGAAGAGGAAUGACAACGACGAGCGGUUACAGGUGGUAAAACUACUGGCGAAAAUGUUCGGUGCAAAGGACUCUGAACUUGCAGCACAAAACAAACCACUGUGGCAGUGUUACCUCGGACGGUUUAAUGACAUCCAUGUUCCCAUUCGAAUCAAAUGUGUUAAGUUUGCCAGCCAUUGUCUGAUGAAUCACCCUGACUUAACCAAGGAUCUGACAGAGUUUUUGUAGGUGAGGUCCCAUGACCCUGAAGAAGCAAUCCGCCAUGAUGUCAUUGUGUCCAUUGUAACGGCGGCUAAAAAAGACUUAGUGCUCACCAACGACCAAUUGCUGAACUUUGUGAGGGAGAGGACACUUGACAAGAGGUGGAGAGUGCGUAAAGAGGCCAUGAUGGGUCUGGCUCAGAUCUACAAGAAGUACUCUCUACAGGCAGAGGGAGGGAAGGAAGCCUCCAAACAAAUUGCCUGGAUCAAGGACAAGCUGCUCCACAUAUACUACCAGAACAGCAUUUAUGACAGGUUGUUGGUGGAACGCAUUUUUGCUCAGUACAUGGUUCCUCACAACCUACACACCACAGAAAGGAUGAAGUGCCUGUAUUACCUCUACGCCACAUUGGAUGACAACGCCAUCAAGUGAGUUAAUUAGCAUUUAUUGGAGCAAGAAACAUGAGAAGAUAUAAUUUUGUAACAGAAAACAAACUUCUUAUUAGACUAGUUUGAUUUAAUGGUUGCAAUGAAAAAAUGGUGUGGAACAGGCUUAAAGGUCCAGAAUUCCAAUGGUCCUUUUUUCCCCAGACCGUAUUAGAGGUCCAUUGUAAGAUAGAGUAAUGGUUAGAGAUACAGACUGUCACCCAGCAGACUCUGAAAUAAAUCAGGCCAGGGACAAUAAAGAUUAGCUGAGGAUAAGCUGGGAACAAACAUCAGUAUCUACAUACAGUAAACCAAGCAAAUCAGUCUAAUGGGAAAUACAGCUGCAUUGGCAGAACUGUCCGUGGAGCCAGGAAAUUCACCACAAAUGCAGUCCUGUAAGCAGGCUUUGAAAUGCAGAGCAAAAAUGCACUGCUUGGUCUUUGCAUCUUACAACCCUGUUUCCAAAA